Molecule: messenger RNA, 5258 nt
Organism: Monopterus albus (swamp eel)
Lineage: Eukaryota; Metazoa; Chordata; Actinopteri; Synbranchiformes; Synbranchidae
Gene: patz1
Product: POZ/BTB and AT hook containing zinc finger 1
Exons: 7
Coding region: 1712-3949 (745 amino acids)
Biological process (GO): regulation of transcription by RNA polymerase II
Molecular function (GO): protein binding; DNA-binding transcription factor activity, RNA polymerase II-specific; RNA polymerase II cis-regulatory region sequence-specific DNA binding
Source: RefSeq, a predicted model, not a curated record
GGGCUUUCAGUGAUUUUUUUUUUUUUUAAUUUCUUGUAAACAUUGUCUGACUGACUCUUGUGCCAUCUAAAAAAACAUGAGCCUGUUGUGCUGUCAGUUUUGCAACAUGUGCCUGCUACACAUUUAACUCAGUCUUGAACUUAAACCUUUAGACCAUAUCAACACCUUGAACACUGGGCUAAAUGGGCUAGUUUACUGCUACGACGACUCAGAUCAGAAGCUCUUGAUUAUAUGACAUGAGAAAUCUAAGUUUUUAUCCAAAAGGUGGUUGGAGAAGCAAUGGUGAACAAAAAAAGUUAAUUUCCUUUUAUGGCCCAAAAUUAUUUAACUACACAAGUGGCAAAAUUUGAAUUUUAACUACUUAAUCACUACACAACUAUGAAUUUAGUUGAACUACCUGCAAACCACUGCAAAAUGUAAAUACUAGUUUAAUUGCAUGCAGUUUGCUACUCCUCGGCACAUAUAAAGGGUCAUACUGUACUUUGGUGGUGCUGCUCUGGACUGUAUUAGAUUUGAAAGGUAUUUCUAAUGUUUUGUCCUCUUGGUCUAAAGACAUGAAAAAGAUUGCAACAUGAAACCGUUCAGCGCUAAGUAUGACCUCGGUAAGAGCUGAAUAAAACUUCUGACAUUGUCAAAAGUUUGACUGGUCUUUUUAAAGGCCAGCGUGGAAUGGACUGUCUUACUAAAGUUUUAGUAAGAUUUUCUGAAAACAUUUCUAGGUUUAUAACUUGACUUAUUGAUGGUUAAGAAAUUGUUUUAUAGACCAGUUGUAAGGCACCGAAAACCUUUAUGGAAACUCCUCCAACAUGACACUUUGUGAACCAAUUAAACCAAAAAUUGUUUGUGAACCACUGCACUAAUGAAUUAGAGGGCUCAUUUGCAAGAGGAGCUAAUGAUGAACAGGAUUUUCCACAACCUGGCAACCCAAGAGAUCUUAUUAAUGGAUUACAUCUGAUCUAUAAAGUAUUAGUAAAUUGUUUAACAAUUACAACCUACAGAAAUUGGGUCUUAAGUUAUAGUAAAGUUGUUAAUUUAUCCCUAUCAUGCACCUAUGCGGGAUUGGUCAGUAACUUCCCAUUGUAAGGUUUAAUAUUGUAAAAACAGGUGUAAAAUUCUAAUUUACGCCUACUCCCCAAACCGGUAAACAACCAUGGGCGUCUAAUCAGUUUAUAUAUCAUUCCACAGGUAGGCUGCCUUUUAUACCGACCUGUAGUCAGCGCUUACCUGAAGCGACUUGUACUUAUUGUGCUUUACAUGCGCUCACAGACAGGCCAAAUUGGUUGGUUGGGGGAGGGGUUUUACAAACAGACCGUGCAGGAAGCGACCUGCGUGUUAACAUUUUGGCAUAAAGACAUAAAAGACCCCAUGCGGUGCUGGAGCUCUGUUCUUCCAAGUAACUGUGGGCUACAAUCAGAUAAUAAAGAGAAACACAAAUUGGGCGUCUAACCCCAGAGAAUUAUUUUUCACAAAACAAGAGCGACCCCCACCCCUCAAGAAACCAGGGUCAAAGUUCACAGGAAGCUGGGGGGCUGCCAUUUUUCCCUGCUGCUGCUGCUGCUAACGUUUAACAUUAGAUGCUAAAACGACGAGGAGGGGCGGUUGGUAUUGGAUUUUGUAGCUAGCUGGUAUCAAGUGCUCGAAAUCGUUAACACAUACUCCGUCAUUUCUCCACCGUUGUCCAUUACAACCAUAGUUAUUGGAUGAAUUCGGUAUGGAGAAAGUAGCGGAGCCGUCUUGGACUUCUUCGUACACCUACCAGGUGAGCAAGCACAGUGCGGAGAUGCUACACAACCUCAACGUUCAGAGGAAAGAUGGAGGCAGGUUCUGCGAUGUGAUCCUCCGCGUCGGCGAGGAGAGCUUUCCUGCCCACAAAGCUGUGUUAGCUGCGUGCAGUGAGUAUUUCGAGUCGGUCUUCAGCCGCCAGGCUGAGGGCGACGGCGACGCUAAGGAGCUGGAGAUGCACACGAUCAGCCCGAAAGUUUUUAAAGACAUCUUGGACUUCGCCUACACCUCCAGGAUCGUGGUGCGACUGGAGUGCUUCCCGGAGUUGAUGACAGCUGCCAAGUUUCUGCUGAUGCGUUCGGUCAUUGAGAUUUGUCAGGAGGUAAUCAAACAGUCCAAUGUUCAAAUCCUCGUCCCGACCUCUCGAGGCGGAGAUGCCAGCCUUUUCCAGGCCACGGGGGCCGCGGAGCUGGGUUUCCCGGUGGCACAGCAGGAUUUGAGGACGGGCGGGGAGUCGUGGGUGCCAAUGUUGGAUCCUGUCGAGGGACUGUCGGUUUCCCCAUCAACGGAAAUAACGGGGAACGCGUUUCAUCCCGACGCUGGCUCCCCGGGGUCAAAGCGGUGCAGGGGGAGACCAAAGAAAGCCAGCGGUGUAGUGGAGGCUGUACACUUUAAUCACAGCACCCAGAAAGACAAUGGACUGUUUCCUUGCGGGACUUGCGGUAAAGCGUUUACAGAAGCUUCCCGCUUGAAGAACCACGAAGCGCAACACGGAGCCUCCACCGGCGGUGUAAACAACGUGGGCGAGGGCCUGUCAACAGCGGGCGCCAUGUCUUUAAUGUCUCAGCCUGGCCUGGUGGAAAACGGUGUGCUGUUACACGGAGGGCUGACACUGGAUAACGGCCGCAAACGAGAGAGGACCAGGCGGCACGUCGGCUGUGACAUUUGCGGGAAAGUUUUCCGCGACGUUUACCACCUGAACCGACACAAGCUCUCCCAUUCCGGAGAGAAGCCGUACGCAUGCCAUGUGUGCGGGCUCCGGUUCAAACGCAAAGACAGGAUGUCAUACCAUGUGCGGUCCCAUGAUGGAUCAGUCGGCAAACCUUAUGUGUGUCAAAGCUGUGGUAAAGGGUUUUCACGACCAGAUCAUCUGAAUGGACAUAUCAAACAAGUUCACACAACAGAGAGACCCCACAAGUGCCAGAUUUGUAAUGCCUCUUUUGCUACAAGAGAUCGGCUCCGGUCACACCUUGCAUGCCACGAGGACAAAAUCCCCUGCAAAGUUUGUGGCAAGUUCCUACGAGCUGCCUACAUGACAGACCACCUCAAGAAACACAGUGAAGGAACCCACAACUACUGUGGUAUUUGCAACAAAGGUUUCUCCACCGCAUCCUACCUUAAGGUGCAUAUAAAGACACACCAUGGCUCUCCACUGCCCCCCUCUGCCACAAUGCACACCUUCCCUGAGCCAAGGGGGGAGCUGCAGAUGCACAACGGCACCCCUUACCACAUGGGACGCCAGUGCUCAGUGGAAGACCUGUGUGCCAGUCGCCAGCUGCUUUUCACCUCAUCUGAGGCAGAGGGUCGCUUUCAUGGGCUCUCUGGACACCGAGUUCUUCCCCAGCCUGGCCCUCCAGCCUUGGGCCUGCAGCCUGAGCUGCUCAUGGGGAAGCCAGGUGGGGGUCCGUAUUUCUGGGAGUGUCGCUCUGAUGGGGUGCCUGGCUUCCCCGUCCUUGGGCUUGUCGCAGACGGGCGAGAAAACGUUGGGAAAUGUCCUCAUCUGGAGUCAGAAGAAUCCGAUCCUUCAUUUGGGGAGUUGCCUAACGGUGACGAGCUUAAAUCUCCACCCAAACCUGACGGGCCAGAGCUCGAGAUGCCCUCUCUAGCGUGUAAUGGAGCCUCUGUGGGAGCCUUGGGAUCCCCAGAGGGUUCCAAAGCCAAGACGGACCCUGAGAAGAAGUUUACCUGUGGGAUCUGUGGUCAGGCCUUCCGCACCAAGUCCUACCUCAACAAGCACCAGCACAGAGUUCACAAAGCCCAGAAGGCCCAGGGGGUUUCAGGGUCUGUCUUAAGUGAGCUGGCCCCAUCCCUGACUUCUCCCUUCUCCCCUCAACAAAACAUGUCUUUGCUUGAAUCCUUUGGCUUUCAGAUUGUCCAGUCUGCUUUUGCAUCUUCACUGGUGGAUGCUGAGGCAGGUCAAAGUGGAAUUGACUUCGGAGGGAAGUGACAUAUUUAAUAGAAUUCUUACAAAACUUCUCCUUCGCUGGACAAACCCGGGUCAUCCACAGAGGAUGUUCUUUAUUUGGGAAUAAUAUUGCCUCAAGACUACUUCUUCUGUUUGUUACUUUACUUCAUGUGUAUCCAGUAUUUUUGUCAGAAACUGCCAUAAGUUUCCUACUUUUUUCAAAAAUUUCAGAGUAUGAAAAUUGUGUGUGGUCUUUAAAUUGUCUUUAGAAUGAAAUGACAUGAAAGGUUGAAGUUGUGUUUGGCAGGCUUUCAGUUUUUGACUUGUGUUCUUGAGCUUUCUUAGGUGCACAUACAGUAUGUUCUUGACAUGAGAUGAAUUAUUUGCUGCAAUGAGUAAUUUGUUGUCUGUUAAGCCACUGACUGCUCUGAUGUACUUGGUAAAUCAACCCUUGGCCAUUACAAUAAUUGUAAUGCUUCAUAUUCCUUAUUCCCCUGAAGGCUGUAAAUGUCUUUAGCUCAGAGCAACACGAGGGCUGAGUUCUCUUGUUCUCUGCUUUUGUUUUGUUCUUGAGGACAGUGAUUUAAUCUGGCCUCCAUUUUGAAGCAGGUUUUGCUUGGAAUCUGGUCAUUUUGAAUAACUCAUUACAUUCAUUACAUUCCUAACAGGCCCAUGGCAUAUUUCAGUACACAUUUAUUAGCAUUUAUAAGCAACAGCUCUAUACAAAAAAACAGUUUAAAGGCCACUGUUGAUAGGUUUGCAGUUGAUAACAGAUGGUUCUGAAGCACUUUUUUAAAAGCUUUAACUUUUAAAUCAGAAUUUUUACUGUGUGCACACAAAGCUCAUUUGGCACUAAAAGAAUCUGACAUUUUUUAAAUUGAGCUACCUCAUAAAAUAAUACUAUAAUGCUUUGUUUAUUGUAGCUUUAGAGAAUAGGAAGUCAUAUUAAAUUAACAGAGUAUUUAUUUCCAUAGUAGCGCCACCGCUUUUUUUUUUUUUUUUUUUUUUGGCAGUGGUGGAAGAAGUACUCACUUCUCAUACUUAAGUAAAAGUAACAAUAGUGUAAAAAUGCAAGUCAAAGUCCUGCCCUCAAAAUGUUAAAGUACAAAAGUAUCAACAUCAAAACAUACUUAAAGUACUCAAUAAUGCAGAAUGGCACAUUUAACAUUAAUGUAGAUCAUAUGAUUUGAUAAGUACUGGUGCAUUAUUUUUGUUCAUUACAUUUAAUGCUGUAGCCAGUAAAGGUGGAGUUAGUUUUAACCAGCAUAUAUCCUCAUAAUUUGAAGUACUGCUAGGUGAAUUUUCCACCAGAGAGCAAUAGUCAUGUCAUUUUUUGUAUUAAUGUGGUUGU